Lingula anatina is the source of this 2601-nucleotide messenger RNA. RefSeq names its product beta-1,3-galactosyl-O-glycosyl-glycoprotein beta-1,6-N-acetylglucosaminyltransferase. NCBI's taxonomy places the organism in Eukaryota, Metazoa, Brachiopoda, Lingulata, Lingulida, Lingulidae. Gene Ontology annotation, cellular component: membrane. The record is from RefSeq and is a predicted model, not a curated record. Gene Ontology annotation, molecular function: acetylglucosaminyltransferase activity.
GUCACAGGAGCCUUUGCUGUGAAAGUCAUCAAAAAUGCAUUUGAUGUGACAAGACUUUGAGAAAAUUAAUUCACUAGAUGACUAUAUAUAGCUUCAUUCAAUGUGGUGCGAGACGUGAACAGGAUCUUCCCUGAGUUUACCUCGUAUCAUAUUUUAAGAAAUUCAAUACCUCCCAUUGCCACAGGCGAAACUCACUGGUUGCAGACCUGGUGAGACGCACAACAGUUAAAAAAUCAAAAGUGAAUGACAAUCCUCAAUGAAGUUAUUGGUUUAGGUCCAAGCUGUCGUCGUAGAUCACUACCUUAAAGACUGAAAAACAAAAUUUUGUGCAAAGGUCACUGAAAUGUACAGAGGAAGACAUGUAUGCAAAUGGAUGUAUUACAGUUUCAACGUUAUUAUAGCUAUAGCAAAUAUUUCAAUGAUAUUGAUGUUACAAAACUACAGACAUCAUGACAAGGUGGUCACUGAUAGGGCUGAGAGACAGGACCUUAACAGGGUGAUCCUUGAAUGGCAUCCCAAGCAGCAUUUUCAGAGGAAUAAUAGCUCAUUUGAAGCACGCGCGGAGGAGAGAUUGACGCCAACACUCGACAAUCAGCAUGUCAACGUCACUGGCAAUUUUGGGGGCAAAAUGGCACAAAGAACUACUACACCACCAAACAACGCCAGUAAAAAUAUAAUACGGAAAGUCAUAAAAGACUUUAAAGUAAGGACGCGCAAACUGUAUUCGUUUAAUUGUUUACCUCUCAUAAGAGGUGAUAAGAACGCCGUUCAAUCAACACUGCUGAUGCUGCGUAAAAAGCCAUACAUCCCAGCCACGGACGAAUUUUUGGAGUCCUUAACCCACUCAGAACAUUGUAAAACAUUCAAAUUUGUCCUUGGUUAUGCAGACGCACCUUUAAGUGUUGAGGAGGCUGAAUUCCCCAUAGCAUAUAGUAUAAAGCUUCAUCAGUCUGCCGCGCAAGUUGAAAGGUUGCUUAGGAAUAUUUACAUGCCACAGAAUGUUUACUGUAUCUACGUGGAUAAGAAAUCUCCUCAGCAAUUGCAUAAAGCUAUGAAAAAUCUUGUUGGGUGCUUUGAAAAUGUAUUUUUCGCUAGUCAUGUAGAGGAAUUCAUUUACGCUUCAAGUUCACAAAUGAUGGCUGACAUACAGUGUAUGCGUGAUCUUGCUGAAUAUCCUGUAAAUUGGAAGUACCACAUCAACCUAGCUGGACAGGAGUUUCCGUUAAAAACAAACUUGGAAAUUGUGAAAGUCUUAAAACUCUUCAACGGCACCAAUGAUAUAGAAACAUACGUCGAUCGCACCCCCAAUCAAACGUCAAAACGAUAUUUUCACGGAUGGACGGUUAAAGAUGGGCGGAUGUACAAGCCUUCAUAUACCAAGAAACCCGCAAACAAAUUUGAAUUCCUCUGGAAGGGAAGCGCCUACAAUCUUUUCAGUAGAGAAUUCGUAGAUUUCAUUCUUACAGACCCCGAUGCCAUAACGUUUAUUGACUGGUUACACGACACUUACGCACCUGAGGAAGCCGUUUGGGCAACUCUGAACCGCCUGCCGAAGGCGCCUGGGGGUUACCAGUCACCGAUAGAGGUCAGGCAUGACAGAGACACCCAUGCCUCUAGGGCCGUCAUAUGGAUGUGGGACAGGGGUGUUAAGUGUCAUGGUAUGUUACAAAGAGGGGUGUGUGUGUUUUCAGUUGAAGAUUUACCAUGGCUUCUCAGCAAGCCCCAAUUAUUUGCAAACAAAUUUUAUUUAGAAUAUGAUCCGAUAUUGAUGGAGUGUUUGGAGGAGGUUUUAGAGAAUCGAACUAAAAUUGCUCGCCCUGAAUUAUUUAUCAAUUGGCAAUAUUAUAAUAACUUACCUCAUAUAAAAAAUGAGCUGAAGUAGAUGUUCUGUGGAUCAAAGACAUCCAGCCGGACUUGGCACAGAAAUCAAUCCAAAAACCCAAUGAAGGAAUUAUCGGAGUUUCGGCUGUAAUCUCAUGAAAUAUGAUUACUCGGUCUUCUGCAAAUGGACUUCUGGUCUUCAUGGUAUGGCCACUACCAGGGAAAACUAUACCCAAAAUUUCCAAAACAUGAUUUAUUGACUUAUUUGCAUUCAGAGAUGAUUUAUUCUACUGAUUUGCUGACCUUGGAUUACUGUAGGAGGAAUGUGUACUUCGUCACCUUUUUUUCUAAUAUCAAACGCCAAAUGAAUGUCACAAAAAACUUUUGAAUCGAGAGGCAAUAUAAAAGUUCUUUAAAAUGGAGUGAUUUUAAAGUUCAGUAGGAGUUUUCUUUCUCUUUUUCUCUUUUUCUUACUUUUUUAAAUCUAUACAAUAUUUUAAAAGAUUUAUCUAAAGCAUAUCCAAACUAUGACGGACUCCAUUGUCUAAUUUAAUGGGAUUUUAAAAAAUCAUUCUGGUCAAAAAUAAAAUAAAACAUCAGUUUUCCUAUAGUAGUCAAUUUAUUUAGAAGAUAUAUAAAUACAUAUGUACAGAAUUUAAAUAGCCCUAGUAUACAUGUACAAGGUGUUGAAAAGAUGAAGAAUAUGAUAAAUGUUUCAGAUACACACAGAGUUUGUACGUUGACAUUCGGUUUUAAUUUUUAAAAAUACACAAUAAAAAG